Molecule: messenger RNA, 1524 nt
Organism: Sporothrix schenckii 1099-18
Lineage: Eukaryota; Fungi; Ascomycota; Sordariomycetes; Ophiostomatales; Ophiostomataceae
Exons: 1
Coding region: 1-1524 (507 amino acids)
Source: RefSeq, a predicted model, not a curated record
AUGGAGUUUGCAGACGCCGCCGUCCUGGCGGGCCAUGGCUACCCAGGACCGGCCCCGGUGACGACAGGAGACAACGCCGCAGUCGAUCCAACAGCACCACGGACAACAGCAAGCAAGCUUGCCGACACACCAGCCAUUGACGACGAAGACCUCUUUCUGGGCGACGAGGGCGACCAUGAUAACGACAAUGACGACAACGACAACCAUGUUGAGGCCGAUGACGAGGAAGACGAAGACGAAGACGAUGACGAUGGCGACGAUGACUUUGACGAGGACUACUUUAGCUCCACCUACCGCCCGCUCUCCAACCUGCCCACGCCACCGCCUUCGAGCCACACCUCGUCGCUCGCUCAGAGUCCCUAUGCGGGGGCGCACGCCCAUGGACAUGCCCAUGGAUAUGCCCACGGAUAUGCCCACGGACACGCCCACGGUCCAUCGACAGCCCCCGACGCGUCAGAUAGCCCCCUGCUCGGCCCUGCCGUCCACCUCGUCAACUUGCUCCCGCCCGCCGCGUCACUGGCCACGCCCUCGGUCGCCCUCGUCCAGGCCAUGCUGGCCCGCGCAGCGCUGCCGCUGGACACCGUCGCCCUGGCCGUGUGUAUUUUGGAUUCGCUCGACAGCCGUUUUGCCCGCGCCUGGCGGCUGACGUGUCCGCUGACGCCGCCGGCGGCGCCCCCAACGGCGCCCCCGACGGCGUUGUCGUCCUCCACGCGGUCCCCGCCGCCGUCGCUGGCCGUCCUCGAAAAAACGGCACACCCUGCCCUCCCCGCUGACGCCGACCUUUCCCACGUCCACACCAACGCCCGCCUCGCCCACUUCGCCCGCUUUGCUCACCUCGGACGGUGUCCGCGGCGGCCUCCACAUCGACGCCGUCUUCCCCGAAGUGAUUGUCCUGGCCGCACUCGUGAUUGCCGCCAAGUUUACCGACGACGGCUUUGUCAGCCAGCAGCCGGCGCAGGCCUACUGCACGGCGUGGGGCGCGACGCCGCCGCCUCGACCAUCGUCGAUGUCGUCGUCAUUGUCGCCGUCAUCGUCGCCGUCGCCCGGGGGCGCAUCGUCGUCGUCCCCGCCUGGCCCCUGCCUGUGGACCGGCGCGCAGCUCGCCGCGACCGAGCGCUGCAUCAUGCAGAACCUCGGCUACCGGAUCCUGCCGCUGCUCGACGCAGACCUGCUGGCGGACGCCAAGGCGGACAUGCGGCGCGCGGGCGCGCACGCCGUGCGGGCCAGGCGGGCGUCGGCUGUGCCGCUGUCGUCGGCCGCGGGCUCGCCAUCGUCCGCCAAGCGGGGAACGCCCACCAAAAAGAUGGAGAUGGCCCUCAUGACACCCCCCGCAGAGGCAGGGGCAGAGGCAGGGGUGGACGCGAAGCACGGCGCCGCGAACGAGACCGCGAACGAGACCGACAGAGACGAGAGCCGAGAUGCGGUCGUGGACACGAGCAAGGUCAUCUCGCUCAACUUCCCGAGCAACAUGCGGCGGCAUGUCUCGUCGCGGUCCGAGACUCUGGGGCGGUACUCUGGCUAUGA